AUGGACAAUGUCGUCAUCGACCACCCACGACCAUUGACGAGCACCCAGGACGUGAAGACAACAUGGCAGAUGUGCCACGUCAUCCAGACAGUGACGACGCAUGCCAUCGUCACUGUCCAAGCUGAUCAGGGCACGACCACAACAGCACGACACCAAUGGGGACAAGGACAGUGCCACGUCACAACGCAAGCACGACCGCCCACCAACGUCAACAACCGCCCACGAAGACGACUGCCCAUGAAAGCGACCGCCCAUGAUGAUGACCGCCCAGCGCCCCAAAAACGACAAUGCGCCCAUGAACGACAACGCCCACCGCCCAAUUACAAUGACGACAAAUGGACGACAAGUGCCCAUGGACCCCCGUUGACAAAUGGAGACGACCGCUCACAAAAGUGA
Molecule: messenger RNA, 396 nt
Organism: Laccaria bicolor S238N-H82
Lineage: Eukaryota; Fungi; Basidiomycota; Agaricomycetes; Agaricales; Hydnangiaceae
Exons: 2
Coding region: 1-396 (131 amino acids)
Source: RefSeq, a predicted model, not a curated record